Messenger RNA from Mustela erminea (ermine), 777 nucleotides. RefSeq names its product proline-rich protein 36-like. Lineage: Eukaryota; Metazoa; Chordata; Mammalia; Carnivora; Mustelidae. The coding region runs from base 1 to 777 and encodes 258 amino acids. The record is from RefSeq and is a predicted model, not a curated record. The transcript is spliced from 4 exons.
AUGGGAGCGAAGAGUCGGCGGAGUGGAGGAGCUGUAACCGCCGUGAGCGGUCCCGACUCCGGCGGCCGGAAACCGCUGCUUGCAGCUUCGAGCCGCCUGUGGCCCCGCCUCCGGCGGUCCUGCCUCUGGUGGCCCCGAACCCCGGCCUGCAGCCUCCAGCCUCCGGCGGCCCCUAGCCGCAGCCUGCAGCCUCUAGCCCCCUGCAGCCUCCAGCGGGCCGAGCCGCUGCCUGCAGCCUCCAGCCGCCUGCAGCCACCAGCCGCCUGCAGCUUCGAGCCGCCUGCGGUCCCACCUCCGGUGGUCCCGCCUCUGGCGGCCCUGAGCCACCUGCAGCCUUCAGCCGCCUGCAGCUUCCAGCAGCCCCGAGCUGCCCAGAUACCAGUGGUCCAGCAGUCCAGCGGUCAGCAGUCCCGACGCCUGCAGCCCCUAGACGCGAGUGGUCCCGAGACGCCAGCGGUACAGAGGUCAGUGGUCCCAACGCCUGCAGCCCCUAGACGCCAGCGGUCCCAAGACGCCAGCGGCCCUGAGAUGCCAAUGGCCCCUAGCCACCAGCAGCCUCGCCGCAAAAUGCCUUGCCACCCCAAGCCACGAGUGGCCUUGUCCGCAGCGGUGGCUUCCUCUGGGUGGCAGCCUUGUCAGAGUGGCAUCAUGGGGAGCAGAGUCUGUGUCAUCCGGGUUGUCCUCCUUGUCAUCGUCGCUGUCAUCAUUGCCUCUUCGUCGUCAGGAGUGGCCUUGUCUGGAGUAACCUCUCAGCUUACCAUAAUGUGGCAUACUUAA